Molecule: messenger RNA, 273 nt
Organism: Phytophthora infestans T30-4
Lineage: Eukaryota; Oomycota; Peronosporomycetes; Peronosporales; Peronosporaceae
Exons: 1
Coding region: 1-273 (90 amino acids)
Source: RefSeq, a predicted model, not a curated record
AUGCCGAUGAAAAUGGCGGUGGUUCAGGCAGUGAUGGCCUGGACGGUGAUAUUCAACUUGCUGAGACUGGUCAACUCGAUGACAACGCUGGGGAAGAUGACAGACAUGUCGAUGUUGACGAGCAAGGAGAUGUUGUUGUUGAGAGUGCACGAGAUGAUGAAGAUCAAUCACGUGAUCUCGAUGAAGACAUUAAUGUCGUUGUUGGUGAAAUACCUGAGGACGAAAACAGUCAGGAAACGAAUGAUACUAUCGACAUUGAAGAUGAAGAAGUAG